UGUCUUGGUAUAUAAACGCGCGGAAAACCCUAGCAAUUCCGCCGUUGUCCUGCGAACCCUAGAGAGGAGCAGCAGAGAACAGAGAUCUUCGCGGCCAUGGCGGAUACUUCGGAUGCGGUGGAAGUCGGAGGAGCGCCCAAGAGGAGGACAUUCAGGAAGUUCUCCUUCCGUGGGGUUGAUCUCGAUCAGCUCCUCGACAUGGGAACUGAUGAGCUUGUGAAGCUCUUCCAUGCCCGCGCUCGCAGGAGGUUCCAAAGAGGUUUGAAGAGGAAACCAAUGGCGCUCAUCAAAAAGCUUCGCAAGGCGAAGCGUGAUGCUCCUCCUGGAGAAAAGCCUGAACCUGUGAGGACUCACCUCCGGAAUAUGAUCAUUGUCCCAGAGAUGAUUGGCAGCAUUGUCGGUGUCUACAAUGGGAAAACCUUUAACCAGGUUGAAAUCAAGCCUGAAAUGAUUGGCCAUUACUUGGCUGAGUUUUCCAUCUCAUAUAAGCCUGUUAAGCAUGGACGACCUGGUAUUGGUGCCACUCACUCAUCCAGGUUCAUUCCUCUCAAGUAAAUGUUGCGGCUGAAGUUGAUAGUGAUGCUGGUGGCUUAUUGAUGGAUUAUCUGCCUAAAAAAAUAUGCAGUGGCCCUAGAUAUUGGUUUUGCUUCUGUGAUGAUCUGUUCUCUUAGAAUUGUUUAUUUCCCUUUGUUUGGCGUCAGAGUUGAAGAUUUUGAAUUCUGGAUUAGAAUUGUUUUGUUCCUGGAGAGCUUAAAACGACUUUGUUCGUUAGUAGUAGAUGUUGCACUCUGGAGUGUCCUUAAAUGACAUAAUUUGUUUCUUAUUAUUAAAUGUUUUCUUUGGAA
This is a messenger RNA of Dioscorea cayenensis subsp. rotundata (Guinea yam), 845 nucleotides long. Its product is annotated as 40S ribosomal protein S15. The transcript has 5 exons. Lineage: Eukaryota; Viridiplantae; Streptophyta; Magnoliopsida; Dioscoreales; Dioscoreaceae. The coding region runs from base 97 to 555 and encodes 152 amino acids. The record is from RefSeq and is a predicted model, not a curated record. Gene Ontology annotation, biological process: ribosomal small subunit assembly; translation. Gene Ontology annotation, cellular component: ribosome; cytosolic small ribosomal subunit. Gene Ontology annotation, molecular function: structural constituent of ribosome; RNA binding.